Messenger RNA from Myripristis murdjan (pinecone soldierfish), 4935 nucleotides. RefSeq names its product cadherin-23-like. The transcript has 3 exons. NCBI's taxonomy places the organism in Eukaryota, Metazoa, Chordata, Actinopteri, Holocentriformes, Holocentridae. Gene Ontology annotation, biological process: homophilic cell-cell adhesion. The record is from RefSeq and is a predicted model, not a curated record. Gene Ontology annotation, molecular function: calcium ion binding. Bases 1 to 4935 code for a protein of 1644 amino acids. Gene Ontology annotation, cellular component: plasma membrane.
AUGAUGAGACGAGAAGGAUCCAUGCUACGCAGCCGCGGGAUUGCUUUUGUAUUUCUUAUUCUGCACUCUGUCUAUGGAGACUUAACCUACUCUAUUCCGGAGGAGAUGAAACGGGGAUCUGUGAUAGGAAAUCUAGCCAAGGAUCUAGGACUUGAAGUGGGAAGACUAUCCGCUCGCAAGGCCCGUAUUGAUGUUGAAGGUAACAGCGCUCAGUAUUGUGCUGUUAAUCUGAAUACCGGAGACUUGAUUGUCCAUGAAAGGAUUGACAGAGAAGGGCUUUGUGCGAAGAAGGCAUCGUGUGUUUUAAAGCAGGAACUCGUACUGGAAAAUCCAUUAGAAUUGCACCGCAUCAGUAUCAGCGUUCGAGAUAUUAAUGACAACUCGCCACAAUUUAAAGAAGAUGUACUAAAAAUUGAAAUCCACGAAUUGGCAGCUAAGGGCACACGUUUUCUUUUGGACGAGGCGCACGAUGGAGACAUCGCAGAAAAUUCUGUUCAGGGCUAUACUCUUCAACAAAAUGACCAUUUCACAUUGAACGUCAACACUAAAGGUGGUGGACGAAAAUAUGGAGAAUUAGUCUUAGACAAGGAAUUAGACAGGGAGGACAAACACGAGAUGAAGCUACUGCUUACCGCAUUUGAUGGUGGUUCUCCUCGGAGAUCAGGUACUGUAAUCAUACACGUCACUGUGCUGGAUGCUAAUGAUAACGCUCCAGUGUUUAGCCAGAACGUGUAUAAAGCCAGUUUGCCUGAAAACUCUCCUGUUGAUACCGUGGUGCUUACAGUCAGUGCUACUGAUGCAGACGAGGGUGUGAAUGGCGAAGUAACUUAUGGGUUUGAUCAUGUUUCUGAUGAAGCUAUCUAUGUGUUUUAUCUGCACCCUAAAACAGGAGAGGUUAGAGUGGUUGGAGUUAUUGAUUAUGAGAAGGAGUCGUCAUAUGAAAUGCAGAUUAGCGCCAAAGAUGGCCUUGGAUUAGCGUCAUACGCAACGUUAAUGAUUGAAAUUACGGAUAGAAAUGACAACGCCCCGGUGAUAUAUCUUAAAUCUCUGACCAAUCCCAUACCAGAGAACGUGCCACCUGGUACGGAGGUUGGCAUCAUUAAUGCGCAGGAUAGAGACUCUGAGAAUAACCGACAGGUCCGCUGCUCCAUUCAACAAAACGUCCCAUUUAAGUUGGUAGCCUCCAUCAAAAACUAUCAUUCUCUGGUGACCACGGGCCACCUUGACCGUGAAUUAGUAUCCGAUUACAACAUUACAAUCACUGCUACUGAUGAGGGCUCUCCUCCUCUUUCCUCCUCUAAAAUUGUUCAGUUAUCUGUAGCUGAUGUCAACGACAACCCACCUGUGUUUGAGGAUCAGUCCUACAGCGCCUAUGUGACUGAAAAUAACAAACCUGGCUCGACUUUAUGUUCUGUUGCUGCUCGAGACCCAGACUGGAGACAAAACGGCACUGUGAUUUAUUCUCUUUUACCAGGUGAUGUGAACGGGGCCCCGGUGUCCUCCUAUCUGUCAGUUAACGGAGAUACAGGUGUUAUCCACGCUGUGAGGCCGUUUGAUUAUGAACAGUUCAGGAGCUUUAAAGUCCAGGUGAUGGCCAGAGACAACGGUUCUCCUCCGCUCAGCAGCAACGUGACCGUCAGUGUCUUCAUAACGGAUGUGAAUGACAACUCUCCUCAGAUAUUGUACCCCGCCCCGGAGGGCAGCUCGUUCAUGACCGAGCUGGUGCCCAAAGCUGCACACGGAGGCUCUCUUGUGUCCAAGGUGAUAGCUGUGGACGCGGACUCCGGCCAGAACGCCUGGCUGUCCUAUCAUAUAGUCAAAUCCACUGAUCCGGGACUUUUCACUAUUGGUGUCCACAGCGGAGAGAUCAGGACACAGCGGGACAUUUCUGAAUCUGACAGCAUGAAACAAAACCUCAUUGUGGCAGUGAAAGAUAACGGGCAGCCCUUUCUCUCUGCCUCCUGUUCCAUGUAUUUACUUAUUUCGGACAACUUGGCUGAAGUUCCAGAACUGAAGGAUAUGUCUCAUGAUGAAAACAAUUCCAAACUGACUUCUUACCUUAUCAUUGCGUUAGUUUCCGUCUCCACUUUCUUCUUGACCUUUAUUAUUAUCAUCCUGGGUUUGAGGUUUUGUCGCAGAAGAAAGCCUAGACUGAUGUUUGACGGGGCUGUCACCAUCCCCAGCGCUUAUCUCCCACCUAAUUACGCAGAAGUUGACGGCACAGGAACUUUACGCAGCACGUACAAUUAUGAUGCCUAUUUGACAACGGGCUCUAGAACCAGUGACUUCAGGUUCCUUAGUUCUUACAAUGACAACACGCUGCCUGCAGACGAGACUCUGAAAAAAAGUCCAUCCGACUUUGCCGAGGUAUUUGGAGAUGUAGGUCAAUCCCCGGAGGUAGGAGUAAGUUUGAGAUCUAUUCAUUUAUUUACAUGCAAUCCGAAAAGGUUCAGUGAUACACUGUUAUGUUCAAAGAGUGGCAGGUUUGAAUGCGAAGUUGGCUUUCGCUUUGUGAUAAUGACGUUCAGUAGAAUUGCGCUGGUCUACCAUGGCCUUGCUUUUAUUUGUCUUGUUCUGCAAUCUGUCUAUGGAGACUUGACCUACUCUAUUCCGGAGGAGAUGAAACGUGGAUCUGUGAUAGGAAAUCUAGCCAAGGAUCUAGGACUUGAAGUGGGAAGACUAUCCGCUCGCAAGGCCCGUAUUGAUGCUGAGGGUAACAGCGCUGAGUAUUGUGCUGUUAAUCUGAAUACCGGAGACUUGAUUGUCCAUGAAAGGAUUGACAGAGAAGGGCUUUGUGCGAAGAAGGCAUCGUGUGUUUUACUGCAGGAACUCGUACUGGAAAAUCCAUUAGAAUUGCACCGCAUCAGUAUCAGCGUUCGAGAUAUUAAUGACAACUCGCCACAAUUUAAAGAAGAUGUACUGAAAAUUGAAAUUCAAGAAUCAGCGGGUAAGGGCGCACGUUUUCUUUUGGACGAGGCACACGAUGGAGACAUCGCAGAAAAUUCUGUUCAAGGCUAUACUCUUCAACAAAAUGACCAUUUCACAUUGAACGUCAACACUAAAGGUGGUGGACGAAAAUAUGGAGAAUUAAUCUUAGACAAGGAAUUAGACAGGGAAGACAAACGAGAGAUGAAGCUAUUGCUUACCGCAUUUGAUGGUGGCUCUCCCCGGAGAUCAGGUACUGUAAUCAUACACGUCACUGUGCUGGAUGCUAAUGAUAACGCUCCAGUGUUUAGCCAGAACGUGUAUAAAGCCAGUUUGCCUGAAAACUCUCCUGUUGAUACUGUGGUGCUUACAGUCAGUGCUUCUGAUGCAGACGAGGGUGUGAAUGGCGAAGUAACUUAUGGGUUUGAUCAUGUUUCUGAUGAAGCUAUCAGUGUGUUUUAUCUGCACCCUAAAACAGGAGAGGUUAGAGUGGCUGGAGUUAUUGAUUAUGAGAAGGAGUCGUCAUAUGAAAUGCAGAUUAGCGCCAAAGACGGCCUUGGAUUAGCGUCAUACGCAACGUUAAUGAUUGAAAUUACGGAUAGAAAUGACAACGCCCCGGUGAUAUAUCUUAAAUCUCUGACCAAUCCCAUACCAGAGAACGUGUCACCUGGUACAGAGGUUGGCAUCAUUAACGUGCAGGAUAGAGACUCUGAGAAUAACCGACAGGUCCGCUGCUCCAUUCAACAGAAAGACUCAUUUAAGUUGGUAGCCUCCAUCAAAAACUACUAUUCUCUGGUGACCACGGGCCACCUGGACCGUGAAUUAGUAUCCGUUUACAACAUUACAAUCACUGCUACAGACGAGGGCUCUCCACCUCUGUCCUCCUCUAAAACUGUUCAGUUAUCUGUAGCUGACAUCAAUGAUAACCCACCUGUGUUUGAGGAACAGUCCUACAGCGCCUACGUGACUGAAAAUAACAAACCUGGCUCCACUUUAUGUUACAUCACUGCCGAGGACCCAGACUGGAGACAAAACGGUACAGUGAUUUAUUCUCUUUUACCUGGUGAGGUGAACGGGGCCCCGGUGUCCUCCUAUCUCUCAGUUAACGGAGAUACAGGUGUUAUCCAUGCCGUGAGGUCAUUUGAUUAUGAACAGUUCAGGAGCUUUAAAGUCCAGGUGAUGGCCAGAGACAACGGUUCUCCUCCGCUCAGCAGCAACGUGACCGUCAGUGUCUUCAUAACGGAUGUGAAUGACAACUCUCCUCAGAUACUGUACCCCGCCCCGGGGGGCAGCUCGUUCAUGACCGAGCUGGUGCCCAAAGCUGCACACGGAGGCUCACUGGUGUCCAAGGUGAUAGCUGUGGACGCGGACUCCGGCCAGAACGCCUGGCUGUCCUAUCAUAUAGUCAAAUCCACUGAUCCCGGACUUUUCACUAUUGGUGUCCACAGCGGAGAGAUCAGGACACAGCGGGACAUUUCUGAAUCUGACAGCAUGAAACAAAAUCUGAUUGUUGCAGUGACAGAUAACGGGCAGCCCUCUCUCUCUGCCACCUGUUCCAUGUAUUUACUUAUUUCUGACAACUUGGCUGAGGUUCCAGAGCUGAAGGAUAUGUCUUAUGAUGACAGCAAUUCAAAGCUGACCUCCUAUCUGAUCAUCGCACUGGUGUCUGUCUCCACAUUCUUCCUGACCUUCAUUAUUAUCAUCCUGGGUUUGAGGUUUUGUCGCAGGAGAAAGCCCAGAAUGUUGUUUGACGGAGCCGUCGCUAUCCCCAGCGCUUAUCUCCCUCCUAAUUAUGCAGAGGUUGACGGCACAGGAACUUUACGCAGCACCUACAAUUAUGACGCCUAUUUGACAACGGGCUCUAGAACCAGUGACUUCAAGUUCGUGAGAUCUUACAAUGACAACACGCUGCCUGCAGACGAGACUCUGAAAAAAAGUCCAUCAGACUUUGCCGAGGUAUUUGGAGAUGCAGGUCAAUCCCCUGAGACAAAUCCGGAGGACCAUUCUUGA